This is a messenger RNA of Nilaparvata lugens (brown planthopper), 4780 nucleotides long. It is a transcript of the gene Tmf, whose product is annotated as TATA element modulatory factor. Gene Ontology annotation, cellular component: Golgi apparatus; endoplasmic reticulum. Bases 210 to 4445 code for a protein of 1411 amino acids. The record is from RefSeq and is a predicted model, not a curated record. Lineage: Eukaryota; Metazoa; Arthropoda; Insecta; Hemiptera; Delphacidae. The transcript has 25 exons.
AUUCAAUCAGCUGUUUAAAUACACCCCAAUCAAGUGUACACGUCAAGUUUCUAAAAAAAUGUAGACGAAUUUGUUAUGGAUAGCUAAAAUUACUCUUCUUAUUCAUUUGAUAAUGUUGAUUAAAUCUCCUGUUCAAUUUACUUAUAAAAUCUCUGUAAACUUUUACAAUUAUAAGUUUAUUUUAACAGCAAAAUUAAUGAGUGUAAACAAUGAGUUGGUUUGAUGCAACUGGGUUUGCCAAUUUAGCUAAAACAGCGUUGAAAGGUGCUCAGAAAACAAUCGAUAAAGCUCUAGACAUUAAAGAUGAAGAUCUCAACGCAUCCGAAUCUCAAACAGCUGCUAGCAUCGAUGCGUUCGGAGAUACCUUUUUCAAUGCUUGGGGAGUCGACGAACCAGCCGUCAAAGUAGACGAUAGCUUGGGACCAGUGACGUCACCACCCGCACCCUCUGACGCAGAAGCUAGCGUAGUGACGCAACCCACUGCGUUGCCGAAAAAGCUCACCUCCAGCACCAGUCUGUGGGGGUCGUUCACUGGCUCGUUCUUCGAGAAUCCCAAGAACACGACGGAAGGUGAAAGCAGUAGUAUUAGCAAGGACGCAUCCCCCAGUCGACCAACGAAUCUGGUCACGGAGGGACGGCGAGGGGGCAAAGCGGGAGCAUUCCGCUCCAUAUCGUUGGAGCUGCCUGUCCACAGCAAGGUCAGCGGUGACCAGUCGUCACUACUAUCUCCGGCGAAAGAUGACUCGAAAAAAGCUACGUCGACUGAAACACAAAGUGUCGGCGACACUGCACCAGCUGAUCAACAUCAAAAACGGAAAGAGGCGCAGGAAAGCGUAGGAGAGGAGGAGGGGGCAGAAGAGGAGGCAAGCGAGCGAACAGGGGCUGACGACGGCAGCAGUAUUAGAGACGAGAUCAGGAACUAUCCGGCGGUUGAAGUGGUGAUGAGGGAGCGGAAACCGCGCAACUAUACUAACCGACUGUCGGCCAUAUCGUCCGAGGGUGAUAGAAGAUCGCUAGAAAGCUGCGAAGUGAUCGGCUCGUUGACGCCGGAGUCUGAGCGCACCACUUCCAUAUCGACGUCGUCCUCGGUGGCCCGGUUGAGGCAGAGUGGCUCGUUCGGCUCGGUCGAAGUCCUAACUUCGCCCUCCUCGGUCGAGGUGCUCGGCUCCUCUUCCUCCAACACCACUUCUGUCGAUGACACCAACAAAGAGAGGUAUUCAAGUGACUCCAUUUCGCCGGUGGCAGAGAACGAGGGUGUCGAGGUGAUCCCCGAGUUGAUGGAAGACGAAGAGGAGCCGAGUCUGGCCGAGGACAGCUACACGUCGGCUUCGGAGAGCACACUCAACACCACUGUGCUCGAGUACGGUCACCCAUCCACUGACAGGCGACUCGACAUCAUCAACUGGGACUAUGCGCUCGAGGAUAUGUCGCCCAGGGAUGGUGUUCUGUCAAGGUCGAGCACCACUCUGAUGCAAACCUCAAUGAAUCAAAGCUGUUCAUCAUUGGGUGGCAUCGAACAGGUCCCUCUAUCGCUAUUGGGCAGCGACCUACAAACCACGCCCACUUCCAAACUCAGCGAAUCAGUGAGCGACAUCUUCAGACCAAUUACAGGCGAAGAAACCUGCGGCGUUCUGGAACCUUCCAGCCACAGUGGCAGCUCGGUUACAUUGGUGGCUGAUAAUAUGACUUCAGAGGAGCCACCUAGCAGUGAUUGUGGGAUAGUAGUGCUGCAGCCUAGCGGUGAUAGCAGUAAGCUCCGUUUGCUGCAAUCUAGUGGCGAGAGUGGGAAACUGGCUGGCGAGAGUGAGGCGGGAGUUUUGAAUUCGAGUAGCUGUGAGGAGGGGACGCUGAUGGGGAGUAGCUGUGAGGAGGACGUCCGUAUGCAAGAAUCGACCACUUCCACGUCUAGUUUCAUGAUUAAGAAUAUGAUUGCCGACGCCAUGACUGAGAAAGCUAAGGAGCAGUCGCCGCAGUCUUCAGAAAGAUUGUCAGAUGCCAAAAUAGGUUCCAGUGAGCACACAUCUGGCGAUGAACUGGAAACUGCCACCUCUUCAGACAUUGAAGUUAUAUCUAGUCCGACGCCGAAUGGCGAUAGUAGUAGUGCUGCCUCAAGACAGAGUCCUGCCAAGUUGCAUCACGACAAAACUCCCAAGCCGAGGUUCGGGUCGUGGCUCACCAUGGGAGGUCGCUCAUCGUCCGAGCCCUACGACACUUUCUCAGCUAAACAAAAAGGUAACUUAUAUCAUCAAAUCACAGUCGUUCGCCAUGAAAAUAAGUAUAAUUAUGAUUUAGAUUUUUUACAUGAACAGGCGAAACUUCAUAAGAAAAUCUCAGAAAUGAAAGAAAUAAUCGAAGCCAGGGAGUCAAAACUCUUUGACUUGAGUCGUGCCAAUGCUGAACUUCAAGAAGCCAAUUCCGAUUUAAGAAGUCAACUAGAAUCUCAAGAUGUGAAUCAAAUGAGCGAAGAGUUCAUGCAAAGACUUGCCGCCCUUGAGAGAAAGUUUCAACAAGCGAUAAGGGAGAAGGAAGUUCUAAGGAAGCAGCUUGACCAUGCGAAAGCUGCAGCAGCAGCGUCCGAGCGUGAGGCAGAAUCGGAGAAAGACCAGGUGAUCGCUGAGCUGCGCGAGGAGGGAGAGAAGCUCAGCAAACAGCAGUUGUCUCUCAACAACAUGAUCAAGAAGUUGAGAGCUACCGAAAAGGAUAACCAGAAAUCUAUCAAUUCGCUCAAAGAACAGCUGGAAGAGGCGAACCAAGAGCUGGAACGGGCGAAGAAGUCACUGUCAGCGAAAGAGGAGGUGGAGCGCUCGCAGAUAGAAGCCGUGCACCAACUCACCAAAUCCAACCAGCAGUUGGACAAGUCAGCUGUCAAGCUGCAAGGCCAGGUCGACACUCUCACAUCGUCUAUGGCUGCUAUGCAAAAGGAGCUAGACGAAUCACGUGACCAGUGCCGGCAACUGAGUGAGGAGGCGGCCAAGGCGGUGAGGAGUGCAGAGGACGGCGUGAGGAGGCGACUGGAGGAGGAGUUGGAGACCGCCUCAGGUCAGCAACAUCAACUCGAGGCAACCAUUCACGAGCUCAGAGACAAACUGGGCCAGGCUCUUGAGGCCAAUGUCCAACGCGAGACGGAACUGCGCGAAGAGAACAGCUCGCUACUGCGUCGGUUGGCUGAGGCGGAGUCACGUGGGGAGGAGCAGUCGGACGCGGUGAGCGCCGUGACGCGGCCGCUGCUCAGGCAAAUAGAGGCGCUCACCACCAGUAAUAGUCAGGCGGCUGCCAACUGGGAGAAGGCGGAGCAGGGCUAUCUAAACAACAUCGGCAAUCUGCAGUCGCAACUGUCGCAGCUAGAGGAGAGCGAACGCGCGUCGAGGGAGGAAUGCGCCCGCCUGAGCAGCGCCAAUGCCAACCUGGAGGUGAGGUGCGCCCAGGCGCAACAGGAGAUAGAGAACUUGAAGACCAAGAUAGCAACACUAACCGCGCAGAAUGAGGCUGUCAAGGAGGAGACAUCUAGACAAUAUUCUAGUGAUCCAUUAUGGAUGAAUAUCACUAUGUCUCACCAAAAACAGUAUCAGAAGAAACGUGACUAUUUACAAUGCAAUCUGCAGUCGCAACUGUCGCAGCUAGAGGAGAGCGAACGCGCGUCGAGGGAGGAAUGCGCCCGCCUGAGCAGCGCCAAUGCCAACCUGGAGGUGAGGUGCGCCCAGGCGCAACAGGAGAUAGAGAACUUGAAGACCAAGAUAGCAACACUAACCGCGCAGAAUGAGGCUGUCAAGGAGGAGACAUCUAGGAUGAAAGAGGAGCUGGAGAGUGAGAAGGUGAGACUACAAGGAAGUGUGGAGGAGGCGAAGAGAGAGACAAGAGCUAUGGAACAGCAGCUAGCUGUAGAGCGGGCAGCCGUUGAAGCAGAAAAGAGGAAAAACAAUGUUUUACAUGACGCCCUUAGGACAAGAGGUGCAUCUAACACAUCCCCACAAACGACUUCUCCAAGGUCUUCCCCCACCCUCAGCUUUGGACGCGUUUCUGUGUCUGAGUCAAUGGGCAGUACGGCAUGGCCGACGUUUGGGGAGGAUGCGUUUGAAAGUGCAUCUACAUCGGGGCGACUGGGCUUUGAGAAUGUUCGACCCGAGUACAAUACCUCCUUCAUAGAAAGCCUGCAAGCACAUCUGAAGCUGCGUGAUGGCGAAGUGCAGCAAAUGCAAUGGGAAUUGACGAAACGCGACACUGAACGGGCAGAGCUGCGAGAUGAGUUGGCAGCCAUGACUGCGCGCGCAGAGGAUCAGGGUGCACAGUUGGCAGCACUGGCGACGCAGUACGACGCCCUGCUGCAGAUGUACGGCGAGAAGAUGGAGGAAAGUCAAGAGCUCAGGAUGGACCUGCAAGAUGUCAAGGAUAUGUACAAGGCGCAGAUUGAUCAACUGCUGAAAAAAGAACCGAGCCCCACCUCAUGAUGCAUGGUGUUUUAAACAGCCCCAAAAAUAAUCAGUGUGUGAAAACUGAGUGAAGCACAAACUAGACUUAAGAAGAAUACUACUUGCCUGUGAUAUGUAUAUUAUGUAUUCUGUACAUAACUUCUGUAUACUGUAUUUUGUAUAUAAAUUCGUCAUUCCAUAUUAGAAGUGGUAGGUUAUAGCUAGAUAUUUAUUAUAUUUCGCCUUCAUAAUUAUUUAUAGCAUCAUAUAAUAUUAUUUUAUUUAUUGUUGUUGGCUUUAUCGAUUUUAAAUAAUAUACCAUUCAAAUCUGAAGUGAUUUCUUUCAAUUUGAAUAAAACAAUUUGUUUGUAUGU